CACUAUGGAUCCACUAUUAAUCGCAUCCACCGCCGCCUCUCUAAAAACAUCCUGCCACGAGAUAACAUCCUGGACAAGAGCCAUCCUCAAUGACAAAACCCCCGAUACAGACCAAGCGCUGUCCAGCGUAUCCACCACCCUAACCCAGACAUCCCAACUCCUGGACGAGAUAAGCCUAACAUGGCGCACGCACUCAGCUGCGUUUAUGGGGCAUCAAUCAGCGAGUUUUGGGAUGUGGCCUAGUCUGAAGAAGACUCUUGAUUGCACCGGGACGACGAUUCAGGGACUGAGAAGAGAGAUUGAACCGGUGCUGAAUAGUGGGAAGAAGAAGAGGUUUUUCAAAGUUCAUUCGAAGGCGUGGGCGUUGGGCAUGCGUGUUAGGGCGAUCCUGAGCUAUAAGGGGCGAUUGGAGGGAAAUUGUAGUGUGUUGAGGGUUGGGAGGACGAUGUGAGUUUCUUUCGUCGGUAUAGGAGAGUGUGCUGAUGAGUUAGGUUUGAUAUUCUGCAAAAGAAUGGACAGGAUAAGUCGGCGUUUGCUGUUCUGGAUGUUGAAAUUAGAAAUGUCGAG
Aspergillus wentii DTO 134E9 is the source of this 567-nucleotide messenger RNA. RefSeq lists its product as uncharacterized. The coding region runs from base 5 to 451 and encodes 148 amino acids. The record is from RefSeq and is a predicted model, not a curated record. Lineage: Eukaryota; Fungi; Ascomycota; Eurotiomycetes; Eurotiales; Aspergillaceae. The transcript is spliced from 2 exons.